CUCAGCUGCCAGGUUCAGUGCCAUGGCUGAACUAGCUUCCCCAUAAAUACCAGUUGGGCAGCGUCAAGAAGUUAGACUCAAAGAAACAGACGACAGAAUGGAGAAACUGGUUUUCCUCAUCACACUGAUGGUGUGCUGUUCAGAAGGGAGAGAAGAUUUGUUUGAGGGCAUGUUCACCUUUCCUGGGGAGACCAACACCACUCAUGUGACAGUCAACCCUGAAUCCACACAGACUUCCAUCAACAUGACGACUGUGUGUCUGCGCUUCUUCACCGAUGCAUGUAGAGGUUCCAGCCUCUUCUCUCUCGCCAGCCCAGCGCAAGACAACAGCCUGGUGUUGUGGAGAGACGAGCAUGAUGUUUACCAUGUGUAUGUGAAUGAUAGUUGUGUAACUUUCCCUGGUUUGAAUGGCGUGCUGAAUCAGUGGAACUCUCUCUGUGCCACUUGGGAGACCACCACAGGACUGGCCCAGGUGUGGCUGAACAGCAAGCCCAGCCCCAGGAAGUCAGUCAGCCCUGGGUAUUCUAUCAGAGGGAUUCCCAGUAUCAUUCUGGGUCAGGAACAGGACUCUUACGGUGGCAGUUUUGAGGCGGCACAAUCUUUUGUUGGCUCUCUGACUGAUGUCUACAUGUGGGACUCUGUUCUUUCUCCAAAGGAGAUCCAGUACUACAUGAUUGGAAUUCUAGUGAGGCCUGGGGAUGUGGUGGACUGGAGGCAGAUGGAGUUUACUAGCACUGGUGCUGUAGUUGAGGAGACCAGUGUUUUAGGUUUUGCUCACCGUUGCAAUCAUGGUUUGGAUUAAGGUUUCUAUUGUUGUUGAGAAUAUGAGUCCUUUGUUUGCUUUUGAUUCAAUAAAUGUAUCAAUUCAG
Osmerus eperlanus (European smelt) is the source of this 869-nucleotide messenger RNA. RefSeq names its product serum amyloid P-component-like. NCBI's taxonomy places the organism in Eukaryota, Metazoa, Chordata, Actinopteri, Osmeriformes, Osmeridae. The coding region runs from base 98 to 802 and encodes 234 amino acids. The transcript is spliced from 2 exons. The record is from RefSeq and is a predicted model, not a curated record.